This is a messenger RNA of Cadophora gregata, 2251 nucleotides long. RefSeq lists its product as uncharacterized. The transcript has 3 exons. Gene Ontology annotation, biological process: secondary metabolic process. Gene Ontology annotation, molecular function: CoA-ligase activity. The record is from RefSeq and is a predicted model, not a curated record. NCBI's taxonomy places the organism in Eukaryota, Fungi, Ascomycota, Leotiomycetes, Helotiales, Ploettnerulaceae. Bases 435 to 2180 code for a protein of 581 amino acids.
GACGAAACUAUAAAAAGUGAGACCAGCAUAAGGCUGACGAAUAAGAUUUUUGGAUACAAUUGUUAUGAUCAUUUUUUGUGCAACACCAGACUUUCCGGUGAUUAUAUGGCUGAAGUAUUCCGUCUGUCUUUCAAUGAUAUUUGACUUGACGUGACUUCACAACACACUGGUCUCCACUGACCUCUGCUUGUUCUCACAGACAGCCCCUCACCAUAUAUUAGUGCCUGAAGAUCGGAAGAAUAUCAUGGAUAUCGUCUCAUGGACCUUCGCAAAUCCCCCACGGGACGAGCAUAAACCACUAUACAUCGACCCCAGCAACCCUUCUCGCAUCCUCUCAUUCUCCCAAACUCGCAAACUAGUCCGCCAAGUAAUAGCAGGCUUCAACGCACACAAUAUCGAGGAAAACAGCUGUAUUUGCGUUGUCAGCUUCAACGAUGUAUGUACCUUUCCCCUCCCCCGCCUCUCAUCCGCAACGGAAAUUUCAGACUCAUGAUCUGAAUCAGAUAAACUACACACCCAUCUACCUCUCCAUCCUCGGCUCCAACCUUCGCUUCACAGGCGCAAAUCCAGGCUACACCUCUCGCGAACUCUCGCACCACCUUCGCAUCACUGGUGCGCGGUAUAUUCUCACAUGUCCAAAAUCUCUGUCUGUGUCUCUCGCCGCAGCAGACGACUGUAACAUUCCACCUAGUCACAUUUUCGUGCUUGAUUUUGCUGGCGAGGAGAUCCCUCUCGCGCAGCAGAGUUGGGAGAGCUUGCUGUGUCAUGGCGAGACGGACUGGGUGCGUGGUAAUGAUGAUAGAUUGAGAGAUGCCGCAUACGUGAGUACGAGCGGGACGUCUGGACUACCCAAAGCGGCGGUUAUUGGACAUAGGUAUUUGAUUUCGCAGGGGAAGGUGGUCGAAAAUUUGAUGAGAAAUCGAAGUCGAGAUGGAACUCAAAUCAAAGGCAGGCGUGGCGAGGAAAGCGGUGCGUGUGAUGGUGAAGUUAAAAGUCUCAUUGCGCUCCCACCUUUUCAUGUCUUCACCAUGCCACUUCAACACGCUGUUCCUCUAAGAACUGGAUAUCCCGCGUAUAUAAUGCCGCGAUUUGAGGAAAGUUCAUUCGUGAGCGCAAUCGACACGUUUGGCAUCACUCACACUAUUGUUGUGCCGCCGAUCAUGAUGGCGCUGUCGAAAUAUGACGGAGGCGAACUUGGAACUUUGGAGACGGUUCUUGUUGGUGGUUCGUGUGCAAGCGAGGGUAUGCAACGGAAGCUGUAUGGCACUUUGAGUGAAGUUGCGAGAAUCGUGCAGGUCUAUGGAAUGACCGAAACAGGUUGGGCAACUACCUGGUCCCGAGCGGAGAGAGACGCGACUGGUAGUGUUGGACAGCCAGUUGACGGGACAAUAUUGAGGGCUGUUGACACAUCCGGCAACAUCAUCCAGAAAGACAAUGUAACAGGCGAGAUCCAAAUCCUCACCCCGUUCGCCAUGACAGGCUAUCUCAACAAUAUCCCAGCAACGGCGGAAGCCCGGACUUCAGAUGGAUGGAUCCGAACCGGCGACGUAGGAUACAUCCAGAACGGUAACUGGUAUGUCAUCGACCGUACCAAAGACCUCAUCAAAGUCCGCGGCUGGCAAGUCAGCCCCGCAGAGAUCGAAGCAGCAUUACUCGAACACCCCGGGAUCCAAGAUGCGGGAGUAAUUGCCUCGCCUGCCAGUGACGGCUGCGGUGAAGUCCCGUUGGCUUUCAUUGUGAAGAACGGCAGCGACGAAGUAAGCGAGCAGGACGUGAAAGAUUUCCUGGGGAUAAGGCUAGCGAGGUACAAGAACGUCGAAGAAGUCGAAUUUGUAGAUUUAAUCCCAAGGAAUCCAACAGGGAAGAUCUUGAGAAGGGUGCUGAGAGAUGGAAGAGUCGAGAGGGAGAGGACAAAAGAGCAGCUUGCUGCGGUGGAGUAUAGGAGUAAGUUGCUAGAGCUGGAUGCAUAUCGGCGGACGAGGAACUCCAUCAGCAUGAGUCGUAGCGGGACAUUGGUGGAGGGAAAGCCGCCAAGUGUUGUGAGUGAAGUGGAAGUGCCGGCUGUGACUGGGAGGAAGCGGAAAUAUUGUCCUGGGUCGAAGUUCAUGUAUUGGAGGAAGUUGAGGAGCACGUCGAAGGCUGGGAUUAGCAUUGGGGUUGACAAUGGACCUGGAAAAUGAAUACCCAUAUGGACCAUGACUGAAUGACUUACGAAAGAAAUAUAACAAUAAAGUUAAAAGUUGGCAGAACA